Molecule: messenger RNA, 1974 nt
Organism: Manacus vitellinus (golden-collared manakin)
Lineage: Eukaryota; Metazoa; Chordata; Aves; Passeriformes; Pipridae
Gene: TIMP2
Product: TIMP metallopeptidase inhibitor 2
Exons: 4
Coding region: 16-606 (196 amino acids)
Biological process (GO): negative regulation of endopeptidase activity; negative regulation of membrane protein ectodomain proteolysis
Cellular component (GO): extracellular matrix
Molecular function (GO): metalloendopeptidase inhibitor activity; protease binding
Source: RefSeq, a predicted model, not a curated record
GGGAAUCACUGUGGGAUGCAGGGGCUGAGUGGGACUGGUCACCUUCACUUACCUCACCUUUCCCUUGCAGUGAUCCGAGCCAAGGCCGUCUCUGCAAAAGAGGUGGAUUCGGGGAAUGAUAUAUACGGGAAUCCGAUCAAACGCAUCCAGUAUGAAAUCAAGCAGAUCAAGAUGUUCAAGGGCCCCGACCAGGACAUAGAGUUCAUCUACACGGCUCCGUCGACUGCUGUGUGCGGCCGGCUGCUGGACACCGGCGGGAAGAAGGAGUAUCUCAUCGCAGGCAAGUCGGAGGGCAAUGGCAAGAUGCACAUCACACUCUGCGACUUGGUCUCCACUUGGGACUCGCUGACCCCAACCCAGAAGAAGAGCCUAAACCAGCGGUACCAGAUGGGCUGCGAGUGCAAGAUCUCGCGCUGCCUCUCCAUCCCCUGCUUCGUCUCCUCCUCGGACGAGUGUCUUUGGACAGACUGGGCGAUGGAGAAGAACAACGUGGAUGGGCGGCAGGCGAAGCACUACGCCUGCAUCAAGAGGAGCGACGGCUCGUGUGCCUGGUACCGCGGCAUGGCCCCCCCCAAGCAAGAGUUUCUCGACAUCGAGGACCCCUAAGCCAAACGAGCGCAUUCCAGUAGCCAGUAGAAAAAACCUGCGAGAUGUUAGACUGGUCCAUGCUGAUAUCAAAUCCUGGAGACAGCAUGAAAAUCUGCUCGGCCGCGGGGGUCACCGGAGGCUGCCACGUGCAUGCGGGGGGCAGGGACCGGGACCCACUUUGUCGCAGGCACCUGGCAGCCCACGGCCACACUGGGCAACUUGGGCUUGUGCAGGGCCGAGCAGGGUGUGGGGACCCCCCUGUCAGGGUCAUGACUCCCCAGCCAUGCUUGGCCCUGCCCUGGCAGCUGUGAAGGAAUUGAGCCCUUUUGAGUGGCGGGAGCUGCCCCAGCUGCGUAGCAGGUCUACCAGUGCCCCCGCCGUGGGAGCCGCCCCCGCAGCUCUGGCCAGGCAGCCCUGCCCACCGCAGUGCCCAGAGACCCCCGCCUCCCUCCCCAUCCACUGCCCAUCCCCUCCCCUCGGGGUGUAGGAAGGGUAUCUCUCUGGGCAGGGGCUCCAGAGGGCUUUACCAUGUGGCAGAGCCCCAAGCUGAGUGCAAGGGGCUCCGGGCCUUUCACAGGGCCAGAGGACUCCCGUGCAGGUGCCUCGUCUGAAAAAGCUGGAAGGGCACGCUAGCAUGUCAGGGGUGACCCCCACAUGCACCCAGGCACUGCUGCUCCUCUCUCCACAUGUUCCUCUCUCCAGUGGGCUCUAUUCCCCUGCAACCUCCUGCAGAUCCUUCUGCAGCUGCCACCGCUGGAGAGGUUGAGACCCACUGGGCUUGGCAGGGAACCCUUGGCAGAGCACCAGGAGCCAGAGCUCUGGCUGCGCAGGCACGGGGUGUCCAUCCUUGCCUCGUGCAGCUUUGGGUUGCGCUGUGGCCCUCAGCACCACUGCAGCCAGGAGAGCUCCCUCCUCCAUGGUGUCGGAAAUGGAGCCUGGAACCGGCGGCAGGGCAGCUGCAGGAAAACCUGUCCCCUCCAGUGAACCCCCUGCACUCCUCGGCCCCACAUUCUCUGAGCCAUCCCCACGCUGCAGCGGUGCUGGCGUGUGCCGCAGAGCUGCCCCGCUGCGACGCCCGUGGCACUGGCACGUGCGCCCACGGCUUUGGGAGCGUGCCAGGAAUGCUCCCCGGGGCCCUGCAUCGGGGGCGUUUUCAUGCUGUGUGUCCCUGUAAGGUUUGAGAUGUCGUACUGGACCAGUCUGGGCAAUUGCAACAUAUUAAAGAGAAAAAUUAAAAAGAAAGAAAAAGAAAAAAAACCCCCCACCCAACCUUUACUCAGUCCCGACCGCGCAUCCCAGGCACUCUGUAUGGCUGUACCCGCUGUGCUCCUGUCGCUGCUGCUCCUCUGUCUUUGACUUCAAUAUCGCCAGUUGUUUUGCCGCCGG